AGAUGCACACUCGUCACUCGGCGGUGUCGCUUCACGGUGGAGCACGCUGAAAUCUGAUUGGCUGCUAGCAAACGUAAUCACGUCUGCUCUGAUUGGUGGAUGACACAUCCAAACCGGAAGUAAGCUCAAAAAGUCAACAUGGGAACUCGCGUGAAGGUUUUGAGCGUAUUUAAAUCGCUGCACAGAACAAGGAUGGCUGUGUUCAAAGAUGACGAGAGAGCACUGGCAGCUGCAAAAUCGAAAAUCAACGAGGAGUUCCGUAAAAAUAAACAUGAAUCGUCAGAAGAAAACAUUGAGAAGAUGAUCAAAAUGGGUUCAGAUGUGGAAACAGUCCUACGAGAGGGCGUGGUUCAAAUGGAGCACGUCGGCAACAAACGACUCCGUGAGUCGAUGUUUCCGUUUUGUUUUUUUCUCCAGACAGCAUUUUCUGUACAUUUUUUUUUCUCGCAGUGCUUCGAGCAAGAGAAGGUCUUCUACUAGAGAAUGUGCCGUAUUGUGAUCAGCCCAGGAAAAACUCAUGACAGAUCAUCUGAUGACAUAAGAAGGAAAGAGACUCAUGGCUAAAGACUUGUGAUCAUCCCGUCACGCAUAUUUCAUUUAGAUAAAAUCUGCCAAACAAGAUCAUGGCUACUACGUGGAUGAAGCUCUUUUUGAAGGAGACGUCGGCUGUGCUUUAAAGUUAAUAUCAAAGUUUCGUGUCUACUGUGUAAUUAAAUUAUGUUAAAUGUU
Messenger RNA from Phyllopteryx taeniolatus (common seadragon), 729 nucleotides. RefSeq names its product LYR motif containing 7 (gene lyrm7). The record is from RefSeq and is a predicted model, not a curated record. The coding region runs from base 139 to 480 and encodes 113 amino acids. The transcript has 4 exons. NCBI's taxonomy places the organism in Eukaryota, Metazoa, Chordata, Actinopteri, Syngnathiformes, Syngnathidae. Gene Ontology annotation, biological process: mitochondrial respiratory chain complex III assembly.